Molecule: messenger RNA, 3538 nt
Organism: Lytechinus pictus (painted urchin)
Lineage: Eukaryota; Metazoa; Echinodermata; Echinoidea; Temnopleuroida; Toxopneustidae
Product: acid-sensing ion channel 1-like
Exons: 11
Coding region: 225-1685 (486 amino acids)
Biological process (GO): sodium ion transmembrane transport
Cellular component (GO): plasma membrane
Molecular function (GO): ligand-gated sodium channel activity
Source: RefSeq, a predicted model, not a curated record
GGAGAAACUAUUUAUCAGUGUUGCUAUCUGGAAUGCAAGAGGAGGCUCGUGCUGCAUUGGUUGAGAACUUUUGAAAUCCAAAUCUUUGGAAUUUUUGUGCAUCUUUACUGGUAUAUAUUACACGGGAGGAAUAGACACAAGGACAUCUAAGUGGCUGAUGGCCUAACCACUACUGGUGCAGCCUCGAUGAAUGAAUCAUCUAUUUUCUUUUUGUUUCAUCUUCGAUGCCGUCCUUCGACAUCAUGCCGCUUCAGAAAAUAAAGGUGGAACCGAUAAAAGCGACGUCGACCACUGAGAAAACCACAAUACCUUCCAUCGACCAGGAAAUGAUCGCCAUGAAACGGAAGGGGGAUCUACCGUCGUACAACGACCGGAUGUCUUGGCUCGCCGUUUUUUACAAGUUCAUUCCCGACGGGAUAGGAGUGGCUGGUUUACGCUACGCCUUCAAUCCACGGGAGAUCAGAAUUAGAAGAUCAAUAUGGCUUCUUCUCGUGCUCAUCGCUUUCUGUUUCACCUGCUACCAGAUCGUAGAUAGGAUCUUGUAUUUUGCAUCCAAUCCGAAGGACGUUGACAUCAGCAUCGACUACAGAGAGGAGGUUCCUUUUCCUUCCGUCGCUAUCUGCAACAUCAACAUAUUCAGGAGAGGGGCAGUCAAUGGAACAGUCUUUGAGGAGUUUCUAGCCGAUCUGUUCUUCAACGGUACAUCUGUAAACCUGACAAAAUACCGAGAUGAGUUAGAGCAGUACGAAAUGACUGAGGCGUUUCGAGAAAUGGGGCAUGACAUCGAAAUGACAAUAAAAAAUUUUUACUGGAGCGGCUUGGAAUUGUCCCUUGACAAUUUUACCAUGAGAAACACGGAAACGGGUGUGUGCAUCGUUUUCAACGACAUUGACAAUGGAUUCCCACAGUUGAUGGCCAGUGGUAACGGACCAAGAAAAGGUUUGUAUCUGAAGUUGCAAGCCUCUCAGGAUGACUACUACUUUCAUCCCUUUCAAGCGAUUAGCGCUGGAUUUCAGGUCCUACUCUACGACUACGGCACUGAACCUGUGGUUGAGAGGGGUUCUUUCGGCAUCGCCGUUGGGAUGGAAACACACGUUGCUGUCGAUAUAACAGAAUACUAUAACCUACCGAGACCUCAUGGACUAUGUGAAAACAAAACCCUGAAGUACUUUGACACCUACGGAUAUUCGGAAUGCGCUCUGGAAUGCGCAUCGGAGUUCGUCCUCGAGCGGUGCAACUGCAAUAUUCUAUCCAUGAACACCCCCGCACGAGAAUGUAACGCGUAUGAAUUCUUCAACUGCGUUAACCCUGCUGUUGAGGCCUAUGUCGACGAACGGCAUGAAGUAUCCUGUCAUUGUCCGGUCCCAUGCUUCAUUCGUGAAUAUACCUCGUCCGUAUCAAUCUUGACUUCCCCGUCUCAGCAUUGGUCUACCUACUCGGCCCCUAAGUUUGGCGUGUCUCCAGAAUUUUUCAGGAAUAAUGUCUGUUCACUUGUGAUAUUCAUGAAAGAUCUGAGCGUCGAAACUAUCUCGCAACAGGUUAAAUACCCGUUCUUCAGUUUGUUAUGUGAUAUCGGCGGUUCCCUUGGUCUCUGGCUCGGUGGAAGCGUUCUGACCGUGUUUGAAGUAUUCGAUCUGUUCAGCAUGUCAACAUACAUCUACUCAAAGAUGAACCAUCGGAGAUAAUAGGAUAUACUGAGACAAUAUGAGCUGAAAACACUCAAACUGUCCGGAAAAGAACCCCGUUUGAAGCACUGCUUAGCAUGGAAGAGAGUUAUUGAGAGGAUACGUUUGUCAGUAAUUAAUAAUGCGAGCGCGAUUUGGGGGACUAACGGCGACCGCACACCUUACGAUUGGUCUGCGACCCGAUUUAAGAAUAAAAUGUAGUAGAAUUUGAUGCUAAUAUUGAGACUUGAAAUAUCUUACUGUGUAAUGUUCUAAAUGAUCGUACGAAUACCUAUGUUCAAAUCUGUGACUAUGCUAUCAUCCUUCUUAGAAUAAAAACGAAUUUAAUAUAUAGUCGUAAUGACGUCACAGCAGUCGUACGAUUGGCUACGAUUUGAAACUAAUUUGGCCUUUACUCCAAAAUAAAAGCUUGCAAUCUUUCAAAAUGGUUAUAUUAGUAUUCUUUCAAUUAAUUUUAACCUCAAAUAAAAUGAUAUGUUCCAUUCACAUUUUCAGAAAAUGAGCAAAAUGCGAUUAGUUCCAAAAUCGGAUCGCGAACAGUGGUAAGGUGUGCGGUGGCCUUAAGACCUGAAAACUGUAUUCAGUUUUAUAUCAGACCAUAGGUCUAACUCUGCACUAGCUGUAAAGUUGUUACAACCUCGAAAGUAAUUUUAUGUCCAACCAAUUUGGAGCAGCAUUUUACCCAAUGCGGGAAGCAUAUUAUCCAGUAAGGUUAAAAAAAAUAAGCAGCAAUGACUUUAGAAUGGGCAAAAUUUUCAUCACACUGGAUCAAUUGAAAUGCCCAAAAGAAAUGCCCAAUGUUGGUUGGACACAUAAUUACCCUCAUUGAGCACUUUUACCCAAUAUUUUUUUAGAGUGUGUGCUAAAAUUAUGGGGAGCCAAAAACUCAAAAAUUCUGCAGUUCUGCUUAUAUAGUGUUUAUUUCUUAGAUACAUUUGCUAUUUUGUUUCCCUUUGCUUUCAUAACGAAUAAAAUAUUUCAAUUAUCAUUAUGAGAGAGUUAUAAAUGACUUUAGUGUCAUAAGACUAGUUAAAAAUUGAACAUCUUCUAAAUAGAGAUAACAUAUUUUUUAAUGUUCAUAAUAAGUUAAAGAUCAUUCUUCCUUCUAAAACUUUAUUCUUAUACAAUUCGUUAGUCCUCCCUUAUAACAUAUUGUAAUGUCGUCUGGUCAAAUUGAUUUUCUUGAAACUACACAAGAGAGCAAUUCGUAUGUGCACAGGGUCACAUUACUUGGCUCACAUUGACUCAAAACGUUAGCUUUAAUAUUUUAAUUAUCAACUUCUAUAGUUAGCUCCAUCCUUUAAUAAUAAUUAUGUUUAGGUUUAACAGGUCUGUUCAUUCCUACCCAGCCCGCACAUCUGGAAACCUCCGUCUCACCAACCCCAAGUUAUUAAUAACUCAAUCAAUUCCUGAUAUUUAGAACAAUUUCUAGACAUUGUUAAGUCGUGUUCAAUAAUAUUCUAACUGAAAGCUACUAUUAAAAGAAUAAUCAUACAUAUUUUUAAUCAUAUGAAUUCCUUCUAUAGAUUAAUAAUUCAACUGCCCUGUACUGUAACUGUACCUGCAUUGCACCCACUUGAUCAAUAAAGGAAGACUUUGAAUGUACAAUUUUUACGAGGCCGCCAUCUUUUAAAGCUUCAUCGAUCACGAUGGCGGUCUCCUGCAUGCAUUAUUUUAAACUAUGAUUAUUUUCUUUCAAGUGAAUAAUGCAUCUUGUUAAUAUUUUUGUCAUUGCUUAUAUUAUGACUAUUGUAUUAUUGGUUUGUAAAAUAUGUAUUACCUUUGUAUAUGUUAUGUUGCAUAUUCAUCAUGAAUGCAGAAAUAAAAUAAAAUCAAAUCAAAUUCGUGCCCCU